UAACAUUAUUUCCACUUUGACACUUGCUGCAAAGCUGACACACUAAGCAAAAGCCAGCCUAACCGCAGCCAAAAAGCCACCAGCGCAAGCAAAAUUCCAGAGAGAGAGAGAGAGAGACAGAAAGAGAUAGAGAUAGAGAGAGACAGAGGGGGAGGAUCCAACAGAAAUGGGGUGAUCGAAACGGAAGGUUUUCCUGGCGGCCAUUGAAGUCACGCGAUCCAGUUUUUGGUUUUCUGUGUUCUGCAAGGUAAUUUUUUUUCAAAAACCUUCAGAAGGCAGCUUUUACUCUGUCUAUUUUGUUGGACUUGGAGAAUUGCUGUUCAAAUUUCAGGUGUAAGGGUGGAGAGAUCAGAGGUUGUAUCAACUGUAACUGUCAAAUUGGGUGAUCAAAAGUUCUGGUUUAACUGCCUGGUUCAAUAACAUUGGGUGGUUUUGGCAUAUUCCUUGAGUUUCAAAGUUGAGGGAUGGCGAAAUUGUCGCACGCAGACUCUAGGCGCAUGUACUCUUGGUGGUGGGAUAGCCACAUUAGCCCCAAGAACUCGAAAUGGCUUCAGGAGAAUCUCACAGAUAUGGAUGCUAAAGUGAAAACGAUGAUCAAACUCAUUGAAGAAGAUGCUGAUUCUUUUGCGAGAAGGGCAGAAAUGUACUACAAGAAGCGUCCCGAGCUCAUGAAAAUGGUGGAGGAUUUCUAUAGGGCAUACCGUGCUUUGGCUGAAAGGUAUGACCACGCGACGGGGGUGAUCAGACAUGCUCAUAGGACUAUGUCAGAAGCUUUUCCGAACCAAGUUCCUAUGGGUUUUGCUGAUGAUUCGCCCACGAGUACUGAUUCCUAUACGCCUAAGUCAACCCCAGUGCGCUCCCUUUUUGAAUCUGAUGAAAUGUCGAAGGAUUAUAGCUCUGAUGCCAAGAGAAACGGAGGAGCAUUCACUGAGGAUUCUGGUUCUGUAACAAAAGGGAGGGGGUUGAAACAGGUUAAUGAUCUCUUUGGGUCUGUGGGCAAUGCGAAAUUUGCAGAUGGGAAGGUGAGGAAGGGCCUGAAUUUUCACGAGUCAGGCGACAAAGAACACAGUCUGCAAAGCAACGAGUCUAACAGUUUUGAAGCUCAAUCGCGACCUGAUUUGGAUCAGGCGGUUGAAUCUGAGGAAGCUCUAAGGAAGGCGCUUGCCCGAGUGGAAGCUGAGAAGGAGGCAGGUCGUAUUCAGUACCAACAAGCUUUAGAGAAGCUGUCGGAGCUGAAUUCACAAAUCUCUCGUGCACAAGAAGAUUCUCGGGGACUUGGCGAGCGGGCAAGCAAAGCUGAAGCAGAAAUUCAAACUUUAAAGGAAGCUCUCUCUAAAUCGGAAACCGAAAAGGAAGCUAACCUUCAUGAAUACAGGCAAUGCUUGGAGAAGAUUUCUGAAAUGGAGAACACCCUCUCUUGUUCCCAAGAGGACACGGUGGAGCUUAAUCAAAAAGCUACUAAAGCCGAGCUCGAAGCCCAAUCCCUGAAAGAUGAUCUCGCAAAGAUAGCUACCGAGAAAGACAAAGCUCUUGAUCAGUACAUGCGGUCUCUGGAGACGAUAGCUAAGCUCGAGAAUAAAUUACAAUGUGCAGAGGAAGAUGCCCGAACAUUAAACGAAAGAGUUGAAAGAGCUGAAAACGAGGUCGAGUCUUUGAAACAAGCCAUUUCUGAAUUGAUUCGGGAGAAGGAAGCUGCAGCUCUCCAGUACCAGAAAUGUUUGGAGACCAUCGCCACUCUGGAGGCUAAGCUGUCUUCUGUUCAAGACGAAACGCAACGACUCAACUCAGAGAUUAACAACGGAGUUGCCAAGUUGAAAGAUGCAGAAGAGCAGCGUCUUCUGUUAGAACGAUCAAAUCAAUCUCUUCAAUCCAAGGUUGAAGCUUUAACGCAGAAGAUGGGCAACCAAACUCAAGAGCUUACGGAAAAGCAGAAGGAGCUCGGAAGACUAUGGACAUGCAUACAGGAAGAGCGGUUGCGCUUUGUUGAAGCCGAAACCGCCUUCCAAACUUUGCAACAUUUGCACGCCCAGGUUCAAGAAGAACUAAGAUCUCUGACUGCAGAGCUGCAGAACCGGGUCCAACUCUUCAGGGAGCUAGAAACUAAUAAUCAAACACUGCAAGAUGAAAUUGUGAAGGUCAAAGAAGAGAACAAGAACCUCGAGGAACUGAACGUAUCCUCAUCCAUGACAAUGAGAAAUAUGCAAGACGAGAUCUCCAGCUUGAGCGAAACGAAAGGGAAACUUGAGCAGGAGGUUGAGCUCCGAGUGGACCAAAGAAACGCUCUUCAGCAAGAAAUAUACUGUCUGAAAGAGGAACUAAACGAUUUGAACAAGAAGCAUCAGUCGAUUUUGGAGCAGGUGCAUGCAAUAGGGUUCAAUCCAGAGUGCCUCGAGUCAUCUGUGAAGGAGUUGCAGGAUGAGAAUACCAACUUGAAAGGCAUGUGCCAGAAAGAAAGAAGCGAGAAGGAAGUUCUUCUGGAGAAGCUAAAGUUAUUUGACCAGCUUGUCGAGAAAAACUCUGUCCUGGAGAAUUCCCUAUCGGAUUUGAGUGCUGAAUUAGAAGCAAUUAGAGGGAAAAUAAAGGCUUUGGAGAACUCAUGCCAGUCUCUCAUAGCGGAGAAUUCAACUCUACUCAGUGAGAAAGAAACUCUCACCACUGAACUGCAUGUAACAAACGAGAACUUGGAAAAGCUCUCAGCAAAGAACACUGUUCUCGAGAAUUCCCUUUCUGAUGCACACGAUGAACUCCAAAGCCUGAAGGAAAAAUCAAAAGGCUUAGAAGAUUCAUGCCAGAUAUUAAUGAACGAGAAGGUGGAUCUUCUUGGUGAACAGGGAAGGUUGGUUGAUCAGUUGCAAACUGCACUGCUGAGACUGGAAAACCUGGAGAAAAUGCAUGGAGAUAUUGAACAGAGAUACUCGGUUCUGGAGAAAGAAAAGCAAGCUGCUCUAGGCAAAAUAGAAGAGCUACAGAUAUCUUUAGAUGUGGAAAAGAAUGAGCAUACAAGUUCCAUUCAGAUGAGUAAUAAACAGUUGUCUGCUAUGGAAUCUGAGAUGCACCUUUUACGAGAAGACUUACAAUGCAGAACUAGAGAAUAUGAGGAGGAGCUGGAUAAAGCUUUGGAUUCUCAAAUUCAGAUCUUCAUCUUGCAGAAAAGUGCACAAGAUCUUCAAGGACAGAGUUUCUCUCUGCUGACCGAAUAUCACAAACUUCUAGAAGCAUCUGCAUUGUCAGAGAAACUGAUUUUAGACUUGGAGCAAAGGAAUCUUGAACAGAAAACAGAGGCAAAAUCUUUGUCCGAUCAGGCUAGUACUCUGAGGAAGGGGAUGUGCAAGUUAUUGAAGGACCUUGACAUUGUUAUAGAUCACGCGGGGAAUGACAGGAUUGCCAAGGACCAGGCUUAUCUUCAUCAUAUUCAGAGUAGGGUUGAAGGUAUUAAAGAGUCUUUAAUCAGAACGGAGGAAGAAAAUCAGCAAAAUAUUGUUGAAAAUUUUGUACUUGUCGCAUUGCUGAGGCAGCUAGAAUUAGCGGCAGAGAAUCUCCAUUUAGAAAAGACCACCGUUGAGCGGGAGUACAGGGAUAAAUCUGAUCGGUUUUGCACGUUGCAGAGUGAAGCUGUUAAACUGCAAGAGACAAAUGAAGAAAUGAAAUCAAAAAUAAAGGAGAAAGAUCACAAGGAGAAGCUGCUAGAAGUUCAGGUAGAGAAUCUAGGCAGCAGGUUGAUGAAUUUACAAGGAGAUUACAACAAUUUGGAGAGAGAGCAUUUAGAACUUCAGGAAGAGAAGGCUUUGAUGACUAAGACGAUAUCUGUCCUGGAGGAAAGGAGUCGUAGCCUAGAAGAGGAAAAUUAUGUAAUCUGUGGUGAAAUGCUCUCUCUUGAGAGCCUUUUCAUGGUUUUAAAGAACUGUGUCAAUGAGAAAUCUUUGGAAUUAAAGAUGCUUGCUGCUGAGCUAAACAAGCUUAAUGAAAUCAAUGGUGAAAAAGGUGAAAAACUGAGCUUAACUGAGAAGAUGCUGGAAGAGCUAAAACUUGAAAAUCUUAACCUUAUGAAGACACUGCAGAAGUCGGAAGAUGAGUUGAAUACCAUUCAACUUGUCAAGAAUCAGUUGGAUCAUGAUAUUGAAAUAAAAAAUAAUUCAUUGUUGGAGAAGGAACAUAAACUUCAAGAAGUAGAGGAAAAACUGAGUCUCACCGACAAAGAGAAGUUGGAGUUGCAUGAAAGUUUGCAGAAUCUGAUAAGAGAGCACGGUGAGGCUAAAAGGACCACAGAAGAUCUAGCAAAACAGAUAAUAUCAAUAUCCACAGAAAGUGAUAAUUUGAGGACAGAGAAUGGAAAUCUUCAUGAAGCAACUCGGUUAUUGGAGGAUGGACUUUGGCACUUGCGUGAGGAGAACGGAAAGAUGAAAGAGCAAAAUGAUGCAUUGCAUUCUGAGCUCCAAAAACAAACGAGUGAGAUCUGCACAUUGGAAUCAGAAAUGGAGGAGCUAUUUAGUGAAUUGCAAAUCUCCACUUUUUGUCAUCGCUUGUAUGAGCACAAGGCUUCUGAGCUCAUGAAAGUGAGUGAAGGACUUGAAGCUGAGAGUACUUCCAAGGACAUUGAUAUUAAACUUCUGGAAGAACGAGUAAGCUCUCUUGAUGCUGAUAAUGAAGGUCUUAAGGCUCAACUGGCGACACAGGAAUCAGAUGCGGAGGAGCUAUUUGGUGAAUUGCAGAGCUCCACUAUUUGUCACCGUUUUUAUGAGCAGAAGGUUCAUGAACUCAUUAAAGUGAGUGAAAGCUUUGAAGCCAAGAUUAAAUCUAAGGAUGUUGACAAUAAACUUCUGAAAGAAAGAGUAAGCAUUCUGGAUACUGCUAAUGAAGGUCUUAAGACUCAACUGGCAACAUGGCAAUCAGAUGCGGAGGAGCUAUUUGGUGAAUUGCAGAGCUCUACUAUUUGCCACAGUUUGUAUGGGGAGAAGGUCCGUGAACUCAUGAAAGUGAAUGAAAGCUUUAGAGCCAAGAUUAUUUCCAAGGAUUUUGACAAUAAACUUCUGAAAGAAAGAGUAAGCAUUCUGGAUGCUGAAAACGAAGGUCGUAGGACUCAACUGGCGACGUGGGAAUCAGACGCGGAGGAGCUAUUUGGUGAAUUGCAGAUCUCUACUAUUUGUCAUGGUUUGUAUGAGCACAAGGUUCAUGAACUCAUGACAGUGAGUGAAAGCUUUGAAGCCGAGAGUACUUCCAAGGAUGUUGAUAUCAAACUUCUGAAAGAAAGAGUGAGCAUUCUUGGUGCUGAAAAUGAAGGCCGUAAGACUCAACUGGCAACGUGGGAAUCAGACGCGGAGGAGCUAUUUGGUGAAUUGCUGAUCUCCACCAUUUGUAAUAGUGUGUACGAGCAGAAGGUUCAUGAACUCGUCAAAUUGAGCAAAACCUUCGAAGCUGAGAUUACUUCCAAGGACGCUGAUAUUAAACUUCUGAAUGCUGAAAAUAAAGGUCUUACGACUCAACUGGCCACAUAUGGCCCUGCUAUUGCUUCUUUGAGCCAAUGCAUAUCAUCCCUGGAGAAGCACACCGAUGGAAAACUCCAAAACCCCGAGAACGAGGGAAUUGAAGUUGCGAAGUGUCAUAAUGAAGAUAAUCUAGGAGAAAUGAAAAAUGCUACUGUGAUGGAUGCAUUUCUAGACCUGCAAGAUAUGGUGGCAAGGGUUCAAGCUGUUGAGAGGACAUUGGUCAAAAUCGAGCAGCUUGCAGCAGAGGAUAAUGUUAGCAUGAAUGGUAAACUGCAGGCUGCAAUUAAACAGAUUGAAGAGUUAAAAACUGAGAGCAGUAUGCUCGGUAAAAACUCUAAGCGCAUGUCUGAAGUCCUGGAGGCAGACAAUGGGAUUUUGACAAAAGAUAUCGUGCUUGACCAGAUAUCCGAGUGCUCAUCUUAUGAUAGGGCCAAAAGAGAGCACUAUGAAGCUGAUAAUCAAAUUCUCGAGUUAUGGGAAACUACCAACCCGGAUGGUGACAUCCGUCUUAAUGAUGGGCAGACAAAGCAAAAGGUUCCCCUCACGGCUCAGAAAUAUGGCGAAUUCCAUCAUGUUAAGUCAAUGAAGAAACCAAAAAGCGAGCGUCCUGGUUCAGAUGCACUGUCUGAGAAGGAGUUGGGAGUGGACAAACUGCAAAUAUCCAAACGAUCUUCAGAUCUUCGAGAGGGGAACAAGAAGAAGGUCUUGGAAAGACUUAACUCCGACGUCCUGAAAUUGACAAAUCUCCACAUUACAGUCAAGGACUUGAAGAGUAAACUCGAGAUUACUGAGAAGAGCAGAAGAGGCAAAGCAGUGCUCGAAUAUGAAAGCCUGAUGGGGCAAUUGAAUGAAGCCGAGGCUGAUGUCCUGAAGUUGUUUGAUCAGAGUGGCAAAUUGAUGAAAAAUUUCGAAACUGGAUCCUUCUCGUCUGAUUCCAUGUCCACAUUGGGGUUAGAGGAAAACGAAAGCAUCAGCAGGAGGAGAAUCUCGGAGCACGCUCAAAGGAUAUCUGAGAAAAUCGGGCGGCUGCAGUUAGCGGUACAGAAGAUGCAGUUCGUUCUACUGAAACUAGACGGCGAUAAAGAAACCAAAGGGAAAAGCAGAGUCUCUGAAACCAAAAGGAGAGUUCUGCUACGCGAUUUUCUCUAUGGUCGACCGAACCACAGGCAAAAGAAAAAGCCAUUUUGUGCUUGUGUUCAGCCUCCAACACAAGGAGAUUGAUACAUUCAUAGCUGCAAGUCAUACAGUACUAGAAUUUUUUCUUUUCCUUUUGUCCAUAAACCUCCAUUUCUGCAAAUAGACAUUCUAGGCAUAUGUACCACUAGAAUGUUGCAUGGUCUUUUUCCUCAAGUUGUUCAUGUCUAUCCAGAGUAACUUCUGUAAAUUUUUGAGGCUGCAUCCAGCUGAAAUAAACUGCCUUUUGUCUACA
Molecule: messenger RNA, 6912 nt
Organism: Ipomoea triloba (trilobed morning glory)
Lineage: Eukaryota; Viridiplantae; Streptophyta; Magnoliopsida; Solanales; Convolvulaceae
Product: protein NETWORKED 1D-like
Exons: 5
Coding region: 465-6704 (2079 amino acids)
Cellular component (GO): plasma membrane
Molecular function (GO): actin filament binding
Source: RefSeq, a predicted model, not a curated record